UCAGAACUGCAUGAGGUCAGAAACAAAUUAUAUGAAAUCUGCCGACCAAGAGAAAUCAAAGCCGCACCACAGAGAAAAAAGAAGAGAACGAUCGACCUCGCCAACCUAUGACCACCAUCGAAGACGUUCAUCGCCUUCAGACGACGAUGAUCUGUCUCAUAUCUAUCCCGUGAAAAGUAUGAUAAGCCAGGUUGCUCACGAGCACGAAGAUGAUCCAGAAAUUUACAAUGGCGAGGGUGAAGAUUACAUCAGUGACACCGAUUACAUGGUGCAGUGGACGGGUCCGCGAAAGAACCUGCCGGUGGUGCUGUUCCGGGCAGACGCCAUUCUGGAGAAAGAGAGCUCGGCCAAGUGUGUGGGUGAGAAGUACCGCCUGGCCUUCAAGAUAGUGAGGACCGAGUGUAAGAUUGUGAGGUCUGUUCUGGUGUCGCAUGGCUUCCACGAAGUCCACCCAAAUAGCCUCGACUUCAACGUUAUGUGGACCGGCUCACACAUCAAACCUUACGUACUGAGAGGCUUCUCCGAGUUCCAGAAGGUCAAUCAUUUUCCAAGGUCUUACGAGUUGACGCGCAAAGACAGACUGUGUAAGAAUGUGCAGAGGAUGCAGCACCUGCGGGGCUUCAAACACUUCGACUUCAUCCCCCUCACUUUCAUCACCCCCAUCGAGUUCGGAGACUUCCAGAGUACUUUCGCCAAAGAAAAAGGAGUUUGGAUAGUGAAACCAGUGGCGUCUUCAAGAGGACGCGGUAUCUUCCUCAUUAAUCAUCCAAGUCAAGUGCCGAUGGACGAAACACUCAUUGUAUCUCGCUACAUCAACAACCCACUUCUUAUCGAUGACUUCAAGUUUGACAUUCGGAUAUACGUGCUAGUUACUUCAUACGAUCCCCUCAUUGUCUAUCUAUAUGAAGAAGGUCUCGCAAGGUUUGCGUCCCAGAAGUUCGACAAGUCCACCAAGAGCGUUAAAAAUCAGUUCAUGCACCUCACCAACUACAGUGUGAAUAAACGCAAUCCCGAUUUUGUUAAAAAUGCGGACCCUGAGCUGGAGGACUUCGGGAACAAGUGGAGUAUGAGUGCCAUGCUGAGAUAUCUCAAGUCUAUUGGACACGACACAGCCACUCUGAUGAUGCGGAUCGAGGACCUGGUGGUGAAGACGUUUCUGGCGGGCGAAAUGGCCAUUGCCUCAGCCUCCAACAUGUUCCAGCCCCACAGAGGCAACUGCUAUGAGCUGUAUGGAUUCGAUGUGCUGGUGGAUGAGAACAUGAAGCCCUGGCUGAUGGAAGUUAAUCUAUCCCCCUCUCUCGCCUGUGAUGCCCCCAUAGAUCUGAAGAUCAAGGCCAACAUGAUAUCAGACCUGUUUUCAGUUGUGGGUGUCACAGCUCAAGACCCAGUCUCAAGACGCAUUAAUGGCGGAAGGAGGGAGUUCCAAUCACGCAGUGCCGUUCGACAGCAGAUAGUGGACUAUAUCGACAAUUUUUCCGAGAAGUACAGAGACAAGGCCCCUCCCAUUCCUAAGAGGGGAAAGAAGCAGCGACCAGCAAACAGUGGUAGGGGCGGCAGAGGAGGGGGUGCUCCUUUUGCCGGCGGAAGACGGGGUGGGGGCAGAGGCACUUCUGAUAACAGCGGGGGGACGCCUCUGACGGGGGAGGAGGCGAAAAUACUGCGGAUGGCGAGGGAAGAGUACGGGAGGAGGGGGCGCUGGAUCCGCGUGUUCCCCACCCACACCUCCUGGGAGACGUAUGGGGGAUUAAUGGAACACAGGACUACUCACAACCUCAUGCUCUACACCAAGCUGUAUCCAAAUAACGGGCGUACGAAAUCUGGCGCACCAUCCAGGCCUCCUUCCAGUUACCAUUCAUCUCACAGGCCGAAGUCGGCUGUCCCCAUGUACAGUUUUGAGGGUGUGAGUGAGGGUGGGGGCAAUGGAUACAGCUGUGAGAUCAUAUCACGCCUGCUGCAAUACGAGCGCAGAUUGCUCACUUUGGCGGAGAGCAGGGCAGUGUCGGCAGCACACGGCAACAGAAGAGUACACUCGGAGAACGUGGCCCUGUCUCUCUCUGCUGCGACAUCGCAGUCGGCUGCAGCCACUAAUGCAGAUCACAACUCGACACAUCAUUACGCCAGCGCUGGCGCCAAAGCAGCUUCCAAUAACCACCACAACCACCACCACGAAAAGUCACAGAGCCGAUCGCGCAGUCAAAUGUCGAACGGCGCCGCAGGAGGUCAGAACAGAGCGAAUUCGCGACCGACAAGCAACGACUCCUCCCGGGCACAUACGACGAAUAAGAAGGAUGGUGCGAGACAUCAUCACCAGUCAAAGAGCGAAAAAGAGAAGAGCAGGAGUACGAAGAGUGUAGGGCAGGACACGGGGGGCGAUGAGCACCUAGUGCAGCAAAGGGGAGGCACCAAAACGACGACAGAGACCUCAGGCAACCACCACGUUCACGGGAGGCGAACGAGGGAGAAGGGAACUGAGCCUAUGGGGGCGGAUACUACAGGAGGAACGGCGAGACAUGGACACCGCAGCAGAAAGCAGCAGCAGCAGAUGCACACAAUGUCGGCCGCAGUUUACAAUGUGAGUGCGGACUACACCAGGAGCAGGAGUCGCUCAUCGGGAUCCCCACACUCUGCUGCAUCCUCGUCUCGCUCCAACUCGGGCUCCGGUAGGUCUCAGGGAAAUGACAGUGCAGGUUCUCCGUUCCAAAGGGAUAGGUGCUACAGUAGGAGCCGGAGUCAGUCGGCCAGCAGCAGCAGCUCCGGUUGCAGCGGUAGUCUGGACUCAGGCAAUGACGACAGCAAUGGCAGCUCGGUUGGAAUGUCCAGUGCUCAGCAAGCAAAGGAACAGCUGAGGUGUUUGCUGGAACAGGGACAUAUUUUUACAGUGACGCAGGCGAGACUGGCGUUCGCAGCCUACUUGGCCAGGGUGCACCAGCGACUGUUGCAGGAGAGCCAGCAGCACCAUUCCAACUCCUCCCCCUCCUCUGCUGCUGCCGUUGAUGCCCUAAGUGGACAGGUGAAGCGAGAAGUGAACGAAAACGGCAGUGAUGCCCAAAUGGAUACUGCGUGGGAUCCUGUUUCCGAGGAUCUGGUGCUGAGAUUUCUGCGGCGAGCAGCCCAAAAUCUGAGCCAGGUGUUCCGAGUCGUGGUUCCCAGUAAGAAGCUGCCGAUCCAGGACAGACGGCGCAUCCUGGCCAAACAGCUGUCUGACUUCGUGAGUAUCUACUCCAAGGACACUCACACAAUCAGUGCCCGCGAGAACAAGACAGCAGCCACUCAACAAGAGCACAAAAUCCCUAUCUCUGACCAGAUAUUCCAACAAUUUCUUGAUUUGUCCAACGAGAAUGAUCUGGAAGAAGUGCUGACUUUGUUUACUAAAAUCAACAAAUCUGCCAGCAUUUUUCUGGGAGGAAUUCAACAGUUGGCCGAACAGCAGAAGGACUUGCUAGGCGAACAGAAUAACCAGACCAGUAGUGCAGACGAGGAUUUGAAGAUGAAGGAGAAGCGGAAGACGUCUACGGAGAAGCAGAGCAGCUCCUCCACUGCUGUGACAUUGCAGCCGCUGCCUACAGACUCUGUUGGGGGUGCAGUAUCAGAUCAAGAUGGAGGAGGAAGACGACGAGAUCAUGUCGCUACUUCUCAGUCCGACUCGAAGGGCGACCACGAAGUGAGAAUGAGAAAUGAGAAGAGCGGUGGCAGCAGUCACUGCAGUCAACAGCAGCCGGGCAGCCCAGAAAACAGAGAAAGACAGUGGACUACAGCGGCUACAGUUGGACUGGCACUCCAUCAACACUCCUCCGCCAACACUCCUCUGGGCGACAAGAUGAUGCUGAUGGAGGAGGGGGGUUUUAAUCACAAUCACAAGGCAACAGCUGCAUCCCGUCGGAGACCCCCCUCGGGUGCAGUUACUACUGCUACUGCAGACGUAAGCACUGGCACUGGUCUAAGUGGUGCGGCGGUCGGAAGCAGUAGUAGACUAUUAGUGGCGAAUGGGGGCCAGCGGGACAGAAGCGUGGAGAGGAGGGAUCGAUCUGUAGAGAGGGAAUUGUUUCUUCAUGAGGAAACCACCUCCACGCGCGUACAGAAACCGACAGAAGCCUCUGCUGCUAAACUGGCAUUCGACACCAACUCAUCUGGAGCUGCUGGCUCCUCAUUCUCAUCCCCCUACCGCAAUUCUCGGCUGGCGGAGAGACCGGGCGGCAGUGGCAGUCGUCACUAUCGACAACAUAGACCCAACUACUCCCCUAUUGGCCAAGGAGGCGCCCCCUUCAUGCCCAGCAGCAGCUGCAGUCGCUCCCCUUCCGCCUCGCCACACUCGCGCUCUAGAGAGGACAGAGGAGGUGGCAGUGGAGAUGUGUGGAGUCCGUCGGCAAGUGGGGAUGCAACAGCCAGUGGGUCUAUAAGGACCAGUACUUCCAGGUCCACAGCAACAUCCACCAACAUAUACUCCUCAGCUCAGUCGCAGUCGGAGGCAAACACCACCCUCACACCCGCCUCUGUGACCAGAAGCAGCAUCACCAGUAGUAGAAACCACUCGGCGAAAGGGAGUGGGGCUACCACUAGUGGUACGCCAAUGAACCGGGGGAAGAAGCCGCGCCCGUUCUCGGCUCAAUUGGAUGCAGCGGCGAGGAUCUACUGUGAGAACUUGACGAAGACUAUGGUUCCCAUAAGUAACAACAGACAUCAUGGGAGGUCGAACACAGCCUCGUCCAAGUGGUCAUCUACUACAAAUUACAACAACAACAACAACAGCACAAAUCGCUCUGAAAGUGGGAGCACAACAAUAACAACGAACAAGAGCGAGCAAGCCAUCAGUGAUGCACUGCAACGUCUGGCUAAGAGGCAUGCCACAAGGCAGUAUUCUGCUAACAAUGCCAGCUCGGCUCUAUUGGGAGGCACAUCAUCAGCAGACACAGAGGGGGACCAGAACCACCAACAGCACAACAGCAAGUCCAAUGGGAGUCACGGAGGAAGUGGCCACUUUGCCCCCCACAGAUGGGAGAAGGAGGGGCACGAGGAGCUGGAUGCACAUGCAUCUGCCUACUCUCACGUCACGGGAGUCGCCCCCUCCGCUUCCUACCAAGCCACACCCGGUAGUACCCAGUACGAAGUGGUACAGCAGCAGAGCGCCACACGCUCCUCCUCCUCUUCUGCAGCAGGCAUACUAAACAGACCGACAACAUCCACCGCUUCAGGAACCACAAGUACAGGGACGGGCACUGCCGGGAGUGGGCUUGUACAGCAGAGGCAGAGACAGCGACCACAGUCGUGCAAGACCUCCUUCGCUGCCCUCAACAGGCGUGGGCAACAGCAGGGGAGCAGUAGUUCGGCCGUAAGCACGAUAGAGAACGAAGAGAGUUUGACUGGUGGCGGGGCAAGUGGCUUCAGCAGAGGCAGUUCCAUCUCUCUCUCCAUGGUGCCCCAAGCAGCCACCUCAAAUUCACACGCACACCAACCACACACCCCCUAUACCCAUCAAGGAGGCUACGAAGAUAGCCCCUACUACACCAGACCCACUCGUGCUUCCAGUGCCUCAAGAAGACCCAAAGCAGCAAUGAACCAUUCAGCUCCUCAGCAGACGAAUAAUAACAACCGAUGAAAUAGAAGAGGGGGAUGUGACAAGGAGCACGGACAGAAGCUAACAUGAUAGAGUUUAAACUAGAUGAAUCGAUAAACAGACAUGUACAAAUAUAAAUAUGUUUUACUUUUUAAACACAAGCAGAGCCGCUCAUUUUAGAAUUUGGAAUAGAUUUGUAAAUAUUGUACAGGUCGCUUGUUUAUUCUAUGUGCAUAUCAUAUCACUCAACUAGCUUGGCUUUCUUGGGCUUCACUAUGUGUCAUAAGGGUUGCUGGGCCAGCCAACCAAAGUGAAAGUGUUACCAAGUAAACAGACAGAAAGCCAAGUGUUCAUAUUUAAUGCAUUCGAUGCCAUUCCAUGUUCCUCAAUUGUCGCAUAUGUGUAAAUAUUAAGUAAAUAUAUCUUUACUACUGUCUCCUUCAGUUGUCACUGUAGUUCUCAAAGUGAG
Symsagittifera roscoffensis is the source of this 6020-nucleotide messenger RNA. RefSeq names its product serine-rich adhesin for platelets-like. The transcript is spliced from 28 exons. Lineage: Eukaryota; Metazoa; Xenacoelomorpha; Acoela; Convolutidae. Gene Ontology annotation, molecular function: tubulin-glutamic acid ligase activity; tubulin binding. Gene Ontology annotation, biological process: microtubule cytoskeleton organization; protein polyglutamylation. The record is from RefSeq and is a predicted model, not a curated record. Bases 11 to 5593 code for a protein of 1860 amino acids. Gene Ontology annotation, cellular component: cilium.